Messenger RNA from Maniola jurtina (meadow brown), 2641 nucleotides. Its product is annotated as zinc finger CCCH domain-containing protein 13-like. NCBI's taxonomy places the organism in Eukaryota, Metazoa, Arthropoda, Insecta, Lepidoptera, Nymphalidae. The coding region runs from base 227 to 2479 and encodes 750 amino acids. The transcript is spliced from 14 exons. The record is from RefSeq and is a predicted model, not a curated record.
GGCAUACAAGAACUGUCACUGCCAGAACGUGCCAGAAUUCCAUUUUCGAUUAUUCCGUCACUGUGUCAAAUUCACUUCUGUCCGUGUUUAUUUGGAUAACAAUUUUGUAUAAAUUCCGAAUUUAAUGUUUAACUCCUAAUCGAUAUAACUAUAAUAUUUAACAAGUACUAAGAAUGGUAAUAGUUUAAGUAGUUCAGAUGUUCAGAGACCCGUUCGAGGAUAUCCGAUGGAGUGUAAGCCGAGCGAUAGUAAGAAAUUAUUUAAAGUUUUCGAGGCAGCUAAACGCAAACGGACCAGGAAAAAACGUGAAGGAAAUGACGACAGCAAUUACUCUCUAGCUACGGACGAAUCUAACGGUGUUUGCCAAGGGAACGGGCGUCGAGCAUCCUCUGCCAAGGCAAGCCUGCAAGGUAUCCUACCAGCUACAAACGGUGACUGCGUUCAAGACAUCACUAAAAGAGAAAGGGACAGCAGUCCAUCGAUGCCGCGAUCCCCUGCCGACCUGCACCGCUCUUCACGAUCGCCUCGCCGAAACCGGCGCAUUGCGAGAGAAGGUAUAUCCCUUGCGCUCAAAGCCGGUCUUGUAUCAACACCUAGGUCUAGUUCUCCAGCUGCUCAGGGCGGUGAAGAUGCAAUCGAUUCUAUUCCCCAGGAUCAAGACUCCUUCAUUUACGCAUUUUUAGAGGAAGCCAUAAAGAGGGACAAAAAGAAGCACCGCCACGCUCGACGGCACGAAGAAUGUCGUACAAAUCGAAAUCAAGACGCAUCUAUCACGAGAGACAGCCACAAACAUCAUCGAAGACAACGAGAUGAGCACAGGGAAUGCGAAAAGGUCACAAAAGAGGAACGCCCCCCGAUAGACCAAGCAGCCCUGUUCGAAACAUUUGCGAAGUUGUGUGCUCAGAUGAACGAGAAGACUGCACGUCAUCCUGAUGAUAAUCAAGUUCCGCGAUCACAUAGCCAUAAAUCCCUACAAUGUGAAGUAGCGUCAAGGCGAGAUUUCGAUGUAGAGCAACAACCAGUACGCCUGAGAAGUCGGGACCAUUCUAAAGACCGACACUCCCCAUCGAAAAUACGCAGUUAUGAGAACUUCCGCGAUAGGCUCCACAGCCGUGAGCAUAUUGAAGUUCACGACGAUCGAAAAGAAAAAUGUGUUUGUCGCCCUUCUUACGAAAAAGAACAAAGAUAUGCAAGCAAAAUAAACGUGAUGAGGAACCACGAUGAUGAAAGAUAUCGUGAUUAUCCUCCAGAAAGAACUGCUACUAGAAGUUGCAUUAACGGAUUUUAUAGGCCUCAUGAACCUGAUCGAAGAGCUGACAGAGAUUGUGACGACAGAAGGGACCUUCGAAAGUAUGAAGACAAAAGGCGAAUGUGCGAACAGAAAACUAGUAGAAGCUUCGAUAUGCGCAGAGAUGGAUAUGUCGAUGAUGACGCGUAUUACCGCAGGACAUCUAGAAGCGAUGGACUGAGAGAUAAAACCUUGGACGAUAGAGAUGAAAGAGAUAGAAGAUAUUACAACAGAAGUAAACACAAAUAUUAUGAUGAUAAAGAACAUCACACGAACUUUGCCAAUUCGGCAAGUAAAGAUCGCCGUUCAAAGCGGAAUCCAGAGCGUUUCGAUAGAAUGAAUGAAAGAGAUAGAAUGUCCGUAGUAUCAAGAGAUGAUGAUUAUAAAGAUAGAGAAAGGUACUCGGAAAGAGAAAGAGAUUCGGGCCUCAGUGUAGCAGAUGGGGAAACUAGUACCAUGAGUGGAAGAAGCAACUGCUUGAAAGUGGUCAAGCAAGAAAUAUCAGAGCAGCGGGAAGCGAUGGACAAGAUGAUGAAGUUGUGGAAAGAGUUGAUGCGGUGCUUCAAAGACAUUUCCCAAACUCAAGGACGAGACAAAGCCGUUAAUGAAACAGCGAACAGCGCACGAGAGUCGGCGGCGGCGCAGCUUCGCUUGUGGCGGGAGUGCAUGCGUCGGUACGAGACUGUUGCCAGAGACGUCGGCGAUACUGAUGCCAGACUUAUGGAGGAGAUAAACAAGCAGCGGUCGGAGAUGUCAGAGAUGGCGACCAUGUGGCAGGAGUGUCUGCAGCGGUACCGGGACAUGAGCAACGACUUCAACAGCCUCAAACAAAAGUUGGCGACAGCGGAAAGCCCAACGCGAGCAACGCCAGUGGCGCCUCCGCUGGUUUGCGCGGAGGGCGAAGGGCCGUCUGCUGUGCCCUACCGCUUACCGCAUCAUUAUCCACCGAUGCCUCCAAUGCCUCCUGGUUACGGCAAUGCUUCGUCUCCACUGAGGACCCGCGCAUCGGUGCCACCGGCGUGGUGGUGGGCCGGCGAGAGCGUUCAACAUCCUCGGAGACGAUCCUCACCCGACUCGCAAGUCUCCAGGGAGAGACGUCGACAUAAGGAUAGAGGUCGAGAUGACUCGAGAUACAAAGAAAAAUCAAAGUCGAAUGGGGCGCGAUCCGAACAUAGGCACAGGAAAAGAUAGCAGAAAAAAAUUUAAUAAAGAUAUCGGUUGCAACGUGUGAAUGUACCUUGAUAAAUCUUUGUGUUGACUUGUAACGAAGUCCGUUUCAAAUUUUUUAAGUUGUAAUGUGUUUGUUAACUAUUUAUUUGUACACCAUACUUUGUUUUUUAUGUUAAUUUUUGA